Molecule: messenger RNA, 3713 nt
Organism: Patella vulgata (common limpet)
Lineage: Eukaryota; Metazoa; Mollusca; Gastropoda; Patellidae
Product: probable hydrolase PNKD
Exons: 10
Coding region: 16-984 (322 amino acids)
Cellular component (GO): mitochondrion
Molecular function (GO): hydroxyacylglutathione hydrolase activity
Source: RefSeq, a predicted model, not a curated record
AUUAUAAUCAGAAGAAUGGCUAAAGCAGGGGGGUGCUGUUUUCAAAUAGGGUAUUUUCUAUACACACGAACAAGAAUUGGUUAUUGGUAUCAUCAAAAAGAAAUAAAAGAUGCCAGGUUAAAAUUAAAUGGAGAAGAUCAUUCUAAAACAGAUGUUACAGAAUUCAAUAAUCUGAGUAUACUACCAAUUCCCAUGUUACUGGACAACUAUGCCUAUCUAAUUCAAGACAAACAAACAAAUCAUUCAGUUUUAGUUGACCCUGGUGAUCCAGACAAAGUUUUAUCUGUUUUAGAGAAAAUGGAUGUUAUACCAGAUGCUAUUCUUGUAACCCAUAAACAUUGGGACCAUAGUGGUGGCAAUAUUAAAUUAAAAACUGCAUUUCCUACUAUUAGAAUAUAUGGUGGUGCAAUGGAUCAUAUACCCUGUGUAACACAUGCCGUGGCCGAUGGAGAUGUAAUUAAAUUUGGUGAACUGACUUUCACAGUUAUCUAUACACCAGGUCAUACUGUCGGCCAUAUUGUAUAUCUAUUAGAUGGGUCACAUUUUGAUGCUCCAGCUUCUCUUUUCUCUGGGGAUCAUUUAUUUCUCUCAGGAUGUGGAAGAAUGUUUGAAGGAACCCCAACUGUUAUGUUACGAUCCUUAGAUAAAGUCAGUAAUUUAGAGGAAAAUACAUUAGUAUGGCCAGGUCACGAGUAUGCAGAAGAUAAUUUAGAAUUUGCAUGUAAUAUUGAGGCAGAAAAUGAAAAUGCUCAGGAAAAAUUAGAUUGGACAAAGCAAAAACGCCUAGUCAAGGAUUGUACAAGCCCAUCAACCAUUCGUGAAGAAAAAUCAUAUAAUCCAUUUUUACGGACUGGAGAAAAAUCAGUUUUAGAAAGUAUCGGAAUGAUAACCAGCUCAGACACAACAGAAAUUACUGACACAAUGAGAGCAUCUGCAUUGGCAGAAGUACGGGAACGCAAAGAUCAAUUUAAAUAUAAACUGUAAAGAAGACAUUAGGUAUUGACAGUGCCAGAUUAACCAUUGUGUGGGGCCUUGGGGCUUGAGCAUGUGUGGGGGAGGGGGGCUCCAACCUAAUACAAGUGAUCAGAACUUCAGCAGUAUUAUUCCACACACGUGAAUGUAAUUACAUCAAACUUAAUUUUAAAUCGGUCAUUGAUAAAUUAGGGGGGACCUUUAGUGAUAUCCACGAAGACCGCAUCCAUGACUACAUAGUAACCGACCAGAGUUCCUUUUUGACGAACGUCGAACAUGGCUGACCUAAAUUUAAAUGCAUUUUGUUGUAACCAAAAGGCGAAAAAUAUAGUAAGUAAAUAAUGUAGUCUAUACAGAAAUUACACAUAUUAUACACACACCAAUUAUAGUCUAGGGGCUAAAAGUCGAAGAAUAUGAUUCCAGAAACCAGCGUUCCUCGAGUCACCGGCAGCAAAGAGAAAAAACUAUGUUCAGAGAUUACCAAUGACAAACAUUUUUACAGAUUCUGCGUUCGAAUAUAAUUGGGUUCAAAGUUACCUUGAUUUUGUAACCAAAAUAUUGCCACUAAAGAGGAUUUUUUUAUGUGUUUUCUUGAUACACUAAAUAAACAAAAAAGAAGAAACACAGAUACCAUUCGAAAGUAUGACGCGGCAUCACCGGAUUACAUCGAAUUCACAGAUGUCAAUAGCAAUGUGAGCCCACAAUGGAUGGAAUGGGGCCCACUGCCACUAGCAGAUGUAGUCCUCGGUCUGACCAUUUUAAAUCAAAUUCUUGUGGGGGGGGGGCUGAUGUCGGAGACCCUGGGGCCUAGGCCCCACGAUGCCCCAUUGUUAAUCCUGCCCUGGGUAUUGGUGAUAAAUAUGCUGCUUUAUGUCAUGAUCCGUUAGAACUCAAAAUAAUAAUAAAAUCGAAAAAAUUGUGGUAUUGACGAAAGUUAAACUAAUAUUUAUUUCAUUUGCUUUGUCAUUUUUAUAUCUUAUGAAUAGCAUUCAUAUAUUCAUUGAUAUGGUAUAAAAACUAUUGUAGAAAAUGUUAUAUUGUUAAAAUCGUGUUCCUGUCCGUGUUGUUAUUGUGGGACCAAUAUAUAUGUAAUGUUUGAUAUUCAACAUAAUAGAUUAUAACUGAAAAAAAAAUAAAGAUUAGAAGAAUUAGACAGAUAUACCUUUAGGAAAGAAAUACAACUUCGGUGCAUUUAUAUAUUUGGUAUUUAAAGAUGCAUUAUGUCAGAGCUAAAUAAGGAUGGUCUAGUGGUCUAGAGUGUCGCGCUUAGAGCACUAGCUGGCCAGUCACCUCUGGCUUGCGGCCUGGUUUCGAUCCCUGUUGUGAGCAUAUAUUGCUUGGUGAUAGGGGCGCCUUCUUAACCUUGUGGGUUUACUCCAGGUACUCCAGUUUCCUCCCUCAGGAAAGACUCCUGUGUGCAUGCCAAGAUAUUAAAAUGAAAAAAAGACAACUUAUUUGCAAUAUCACCCACAGUGGAACAGACAUUAAACACUAAGAACAACAAGAGCUAAAUCUGCCUAUUGCAGGUCUUUCCCCUGGCUUAAGAAUUUAUAUAAACUAUUAUUUAGACAUUUAUUCACAUGACAAGCCUAUAAUCAACUCUCUAGACCAUUGGAUGGCAGAGAUUUACAGGAUAGGUUCAUGAAAGCAAGACAUCCCCCAGAAAAUAAAUUAAAAUAAUUAUAAUUAAAAAUAAAAAUUCCACUGAAAAACAUUAUUAAUAUAUUUAAUUUGUGACAUUUAAUUAAGUCUUUUUGAUCUUUAGAAUUUUAUAUUUUUGUAAUUCAACUCAGAAAUCUUUUUUAAUAGUGUAUUUAUGAUGACUUUGCAAAAAAUAAUGAACAAGAACACCAGCAUGAUUUUAUUAUUAAACGAUAAAAUGGAUGAUCAAGACUUAAGUCUUGUUUGUCCAGUAACAUUGCUAUGAUAAUCAAUGCCAAAAAUCUUGAACACUCAUAACUCAUGAGUUUUUCAAUAUAUUCAUUUUUCAUUAUAUAUAAUUUUAUUGUUACAGCAAGAAUGGUCAGCUCUUUAUCUAAAUCUUACAUACUGCAUCUUUAUUAAUAGCAAAUAGAUAAACAUUAUAUAACAACUGUACUGUACAAACUGGAAAUUGUUUUUCUAUGCUACCAAAUACAUGUUUAUAUAUACUGAAUGAGAAAAGGAUGGUAAUCUUAUAUUGAACACAAUGUUUUUACAUAAGGUUACAAUACAGAUACAUAGUUCAGCAGCUAAUAAUGUUCGAUGUCACUAGUAAAUUGUUGGCAGCAAUUACUUGUAAAUAUAUGAAAACUUUAAACUGAAAUAAUUUAUUGCCUACAGUUAUUAAGUUAUGACUUGUAACAUUGAAAACUGCUCAACAUGCUUAUUGUUAUUGCACAGAAUAUGAUUUCUACUAAAACUAGUGUUAACCAGCAAAAGUGUGCAAUAACAUAGAACAUGUCUUAUUAUUGCACAGUUAAGCUCCACCCAAUCUACUAGAGGGAAAACAAUCUGCUUAUUCAACGAAAAGAACAAAGGAAGAUUUCUCAUCCAUGUUACAAAUCACAUUUCUUGGUUUCAUAAUAAUGCUAAAAGUCUUGCAUGUUUAAGUUUAUUGAACUGUUAUCUUUUGUUUUUUUUUAUAUAUAUAUUAUGAUAUUGCUGUUGAUUCUAUGAUUUAUGUAUAAAUGUACAUUUGGGUAUAUAAGUAGAUCUGAAUUUGUUCAAUAAAUUUUAAUUUUAAUUGGUUUUCCCUGAGA